Dicentrarchus labrax (European seabass) is the source of this 2058-nucleotide messenger RNA. RefSeq names its product probable flap endonuclease 1 homolog. NCBI's taxonomy places the organism in Eukaryota, Metazoa, Chordata, Actinopteri, Moronidae. Gene Ontology annotation, molecular function: 5'-flap endonuclease activity; DNA binding; 5'-3' exonuclease activity. The transcript has 12 exons. The record is from RefSeq and is a predicted model, not a curated record. Gene Ontology annotation, cellular component: nucleus. The coding region runs from base 107 to 1153 and encodes 348 amino acids.
ACCCCUACUGAUCUGUCAGCACUGGGAAGAGGUACAUGGGAGUUUAACUGGCCGUCGUUGUAUACAGAGUAUUAAUAGACGGACUACCAGUGGUGCUGGCUGUACAAUGGGGAUCACUAAACUGGCAGAUUUGAUCCGUUCAGAGGCUCCUGCUGCCAUUUCUUAUAAGGAUAUCAGUGACUACACCGGAAAAGUAAUCGCCCUGGAUACCUCUAUUGUUGUGAACCAGUUCCGCUCAGUGACGCCUUCACUGAGCCCCCUGACAGGUCUCUUCUUCCGCACGCUCACCUUCCUGGAACAUGACAUAAAGCCAGUCUUUGUGUUUGACGGAAAGCCUCCAGGCGAAAAGACAGCUGUUCUUAAGAAGCGAGCUGAGGCAGCUGGUUGGAGCUCCCCCAACCGCACAGGCGCAGCAUCAUCCCAGACCAAAGAUUGCCUCCACCUCCUGAAGCUUCUGGGUGUACCUGUCAUCCAGGCUCCAGGGGACGCUGAGGCACUGUGUGCGCGGCUGGUGAGAGAGGGGACAGUGGAUGCUGUGGCUUCAGAGGACAUGGACACGCUGCCGUUUGGAGCCAAUAUUCUCAUUCGCCAGCUGAAUGCCAAGAAGGACAGUGAAGUUGUUGAAUAUUCUUUACCCAAGCUGUUGGAGAAACUCCAGAUCAGUCACGAGGAGUUUGUUGACCUGUGUAUUUUGUUGGGCUGUGACUACUGUGACAAGAUAGCCGGGUUGGGGCCUAAGAGAGCUCUGACACUGAUCCAGAACCACCGUACUAUCGAGGAAGUGGUUUUGCAUGUCAACAGAAAGACCCAUCCUGUGCCACUUUCCUGGAAGUACAAAGAAGCACGGAAGAUAUUCUUGGAAGCAUCACAAACUGUAGCUCCUGAACUCACCUGGACUGAGCCAGAUGAAGAAGACUUGGUUGUGUUCCUCAGUCACAGCAAACAUGUUAAGGAGAACAGGGUCCGUCAUCGAAUGGAGAAGUUCCGUCAGAUACGGGAAAGUAAGCGGGAGGAGAGGGAAAAGGACAAGGCAGCAGGACGCAGCAGGCAGACUCGCAUGGAGAACUACUUUAGAGUUACCAGAAAGAGGGAUCAGCCCGUGGAAGCUGCAGACUCUUUGAGCAGCAGCAGAAAGAGACCAAAGUCAAAAUAAGGCCGCCACCAUCUGCUGCUUGGAAGUUGGAAAGAAGUUGUUUUGAACCCUGUCUGCCUGCUGAAUAUCGCAAAAGAAGACAAAAACAUUAACAUAUGUGCAAUCCUGAUCUUGAGUUACUGCUAUGAGAAGAUUUUGUUCUAACAAACUAUCAUGGUUCAUUCCUGUACUCAUGAGAAAGCCGGUCAUCUUUGUAAUUCAUGUCAGUGACUAAAUGGCAUUCCAUUCAUUUUUAGUUUAUUUUAUUUUCAUUAAUAAUUGACUAAUUUUAACAAUUUCAGAGGCAGCAGCUUUACAUGUUGGAUAAUGGCUUUGCUUUGGCAGAGGACUGCUCUUUUCCCAAAGGCCUUCCAGUCACAGCCGAAAUUAGAAGAAGCCAAAACAGACAUCUAUCAAGACACUGACUUUAAGUCUUUGCCUCUGCAUGGGGUCAACACCCCCACUGACGAUGCAAUAAUCUGACCUUGUCUUAACAGCAGUGUCCGCAACAAUGCAAUCUACUGAGCAGAGCUUCAGUGUAUCCAGCAGUUUCCUGCAGAGCCACCAAGAAAAGCGGUGCAGGCGGCGGACGGCUAUGAAAGAGAACAGUGCAAUCACUGUCAGGGAGGCCUCUCCUCAAGCCAAAACUGGAGACAGGGGAUGUCUCAUCUCUAGAUAUUCAAUGAGCACCUGUUGUAUAAAGGGUGCCAAGGCAGGGACCAAAGACUUGAAUUUUAAAACAUGCACAAAAAAGGGAUCAUGUCUAAAAAGAGAAAGUGAGAUGUUUAAAUCCACAUUAAGAUUUUUUUUAUUAUACUAUUUUUAAAAUACUUAAAUACAGAAUACACAGAAAACAAUGUAUGCUAUAUAUUUGUUUUUUAUUUGUUAUGGCGUUGGCCUCUCUUAAAAUAAAAAUAAUGUGUACA